Molecule: messenger RNA, 417 nt
Organism: Leptosia nina
Lineage: Eukaryota; Metazoa; Arthropoda; Insecta; Lepidoptera; Pieridae
Source: the annotation of a GenBank genome assembly
AUGAAUUUGCCGUUUGUGCAAAAUAAUCCAGACUUCCUAUAUCCAAAUUUGAUGUCUAAUGAUACCCCCUAUGAUGACGAUGAAGAGUUAACAAAAAUGGAAGAAGAACAUCAAAGUUGGCUCAAAUCAUUUUCAAAAAAGCCUGCUAGAUCUAUUCCUGUUCGAAAGCCUCCCGCUGAACCACGUGUUGAAGAGGCAGAGUCUACAAUUCAGCUGCCUCAGAUACAAGCUCGAUUGAUGGCUGAUCUAGAAUCGUUGCUCAAUACUUAUGAAAGUGAGCCCCUUGUUUCACCCAAUCAAGACAAUAUCAUGGAACAACCAAAUGCUGAUGACAAUCUCAUAACAGAUAAUGAUACAGAAGAAAUUGAAGCCUCUUGGCCUGAUGCUGAUCCAGAUGAGAUCAUGGAUAAUAAUUAA